Argentina anserina (silverweed cinquefoil) is the source of this 765-nucleotide messenger RNA. RefSeq names its product aluminum-activated malate transporter 2-like. Gene Ontology annotation, biological process: malate transport. Lineage: Eukaryota; Viridiplantae; Streptophyta; Magnoliopsida; Rosales; Rosaceae. Gene Ontology annotation, cellular component: plant-type vacuole membrane. The transcript has 4 exons. The coding region runs from base 1 to 765 and encodes 254 amino acids. The record is from RefSeq and is a predicted model, not a curated record.
AUGACUUAUGCAGAUAAUGAUGGUUUGGCGAACGGUGGCUCCGGUGCAGGGCCUUUGGGCCGUGUUCUGCGGUGGAUGAAGGCCGCGCCGCUGAAGUUGUGGGAUAAAGUAGUGGAGGUCGCGACGAAGGCGAAGAAGCUUGGAAAGGAUGAUCCGAGAAGGAUUGUUCAUUCCGGCAAAGUAGGGUUGGCUCUCACCUUGGUUUGUCUGUUUUAUUACUUUCGACCGAUUCAUGAAGGCUUUGGUGUCAAUGCAAUGUGGGCGAUCCUGACCGUGGCCCUUAUCUUUGAGUACACAGUUGGAGCAACCCUAGAAAGGGGUUUAAAUAGGAUGGUGGCAACAAUAAUAGCUGGUCCUCUAGCUGUUGGAGCUCAUCACAUAACAACCCUUUGGGGAGGAGAAGUCGCGGAGCCCAUAUUGAUUGGAUUUUUCGUCUUUGUUGUAGCUGCAAUAAUGACCUUCCUGAGAUUCUUCCCUUUGUUAAAGGCAAGGCACGACUACUUCCUGGUGAUAUUCAUAUUGACCUACAGCUUGGUUUCGGUAUCCGGCUACCGCGACUAUGAAAUUCUAGAGAUGGCACAUAUAAGGAUAUCAACGGUUGCCGUAGGAGGCUGUACUUCUAUUAUGAUCUGUAUAUUCAUUUGUCCUGUGUGGAUUGGAGUUGAUCUUCACAAUUUGGUUGUGAGUAACAUAGACAAGCUUGGGAAUUCUAUGGAAGCUGUAUACGUUAUAUAUGAUUACGACAAUCGACUAAGCACUACGUAA